Vidua macroura (Pin-tailed whydah) is the source of this 865-nucleotide messenger RNA. RefSeq names its product MAPK-interacting and spindle-stabilizing protein-like. The coding region runs from base 363 to 860 and encodes 165 amino acids. The record is from RefSeq and is a predicted model, not a curated record. Lineage: Eukaryota; Metazoa; Chordata; Aves; Passeriformes; Viduidae. The transcript has 2 exons.
UGUAUGUGCAUAAAUAGAUAAUUUUCAACGUGCCAGUCAAUAAAAUAUGCAGAAAUACCUUAAUUCCCAAGGUCAGCGUUACACAGCCUAAGUGUAAAGAGAGCACAAGCAAUGAUGCUUACAAUGUCUAAUAUCUCAAAAGCCAAGGGUUUUUCCAAUUUAAUAUUUAACGUAUGGGCAAACUACAAUACGUAUUAAAUUAAUUUUCCUAAGUAUUUACUUUGUUAGAAAUUUGUUCUGAGAACGUAUUUGUUUGUAUUGGUCAGAAGCACAUCUGAGACGUGGGACGGCUGUCAGCACAAGGCCACACGGCGAGGAGGCAGUGAAGUGGCAUGUGACAUUCGGGAGUCUCGGGGGGCAACAUGUGGCCGGCGCUCAGGACGCUCCUCUCUGCAGUGCAGCACCGGUGCCUCCGGCCGUGCGCGAUCCGUGCCGCGACACGAGCCCCCACUUCCGAAGUGCCGCACAAGUCCCACUUGCGCCCGCGCUCAGCGGCUUCCCCUUGUCCGCUCGCCCUCUCGCAGCAAGGGCUCCCGGGAAGGGCAGGAGAGCGGCGGUGGGCACCGGGACGGGCCGGCUCCGGUGUUUGUACAGCUGCGCCGCUCUCCCGGGGCAGCCCCGCACAAAGCCCCGGCAGCCCCGCAGCCCCCGCCGCCACCGGGCGGGCGCGGCGCGACACCCGGGGCAGGUCCCCGCUCCUCGCCGCUGCCCCGCCGUCCCCGCGGCCGCCGCUGGCAGGUCCUGCUGUUACCCUGUAUCAGAAAAACCUGCCACUGAAUGUGCCUACAGGAAAAUGCAUAAGUAUUCAAGAAAAUUAUAUAAAUUUAAACGUAAAAAUUAAUAAAGAAAUACAUGUGUAACAAUG